CAGAAGGCUUCGGCAGCCAAGAAGAGUGCUGCUCCCGCCGUCAAGAAGGCCGUUCCAGCCAAGGGUGCUUCUGCUGCUAAGAAAGCACCCGCGAGCCAGAAGGCUUCGACAGCCAAAAAGAGUGCUGCUCCCGCCGUCAAGAAGGCAGUGAAAGCAAACUCCGUCAAGGGUGGAGCUGCAACAGCGGCCGUCGCGGCGCCGCCUUCCGUUGCGACAAGUGCGGCUGGCAACUCAGUGACGUCGUCUAGCGAUACGAAUGGAGGUCGGCGUCAGCGCCUGCUUCAGAAGGGCCGAGGUGUUGUGGACGUAUUCUCGGGGAAAGUGAGCACCUGCCACGUGUACGAACGAGACGGUGACGUGUACCAGUGCACCUUGAACCAAACCCAUGUUUCUGCCAACAGAAACAAGUACUUUAUUCUGCAGUUGUUGCAGGAUGAUUCUGGAUCCAUGUACUACCUCUUCACACGCUGGGGACGCGUGGGUUACGACGGACAGAACAAAACGGAGGAGUUUUAUGAUGAUGCGGCUGCGAGGCAGGCAUUUUACACGAAGUUCGCCAGCAAGACGGGAAACAGUUGGUCGAAUCGGGCGAACUUCUCAAAAGUUGCGGGACGGUACGAGCUGAUGGACAUCGAUUAUGGAGCGCAGGAGGAGGAGGAGGAAGAGGAGGAAAAGAGGCGGCGAAGUAAAGGGCCGGUGCAGUCUGCGCUGCCAACCGAACUGCAGGACCUCAUGAAGCUUAUCGGGUCCAAGAGCCAGAUGACGCAGGUGAUGCGGGAGUUGGAGAUUAACAUGGAGAGGCUGCCGCUGGGGAAAAUAUCCCAGGCACAAAUCAAGCGCGCAUACCAAGUGCUAAAGUUGAUAGAGAGGGAGAUGAAAAAGGCACGCCCGAAGCUGGCGGAGCUGUCAAGCCAAUUCUACACGCUGAUCCCACACGCCGUUGGUGUCCGUCGGCCCCCCGUCAUCAAUUCAGAGGAACUGUUGCGUCAAAAGAUGGAUAUGCUGGAGACACUGGGCAAACUGGAGAUCGCGGUUUCCCUCCUCGGCGCCAAGGGCUCAGAGGACCUCCACCCCAACGACAAGCUUUAUCGCAGCCUUAACUGUGAGCUGACGCCGCUGCCCCGCGACGACCCUGACUUCCGACGCAUUGAGGAGUACGCGCGCAACACGCACGGUCCGAGCCACAAUUUCCGAGUUGAGGUGACGCGGGUGUUCAAAAUUUGCCGCCAGGGCGAGGAAGAGCGAUAUGAGGCGUUCAAGAAGCUUGGCAAUCGGCAGAUGCUGUGGCAUGGCUCUCGCGUCACGAAUUUCAUCGGCAUCCUCUCCCAGGGCCUGCGCAUCGCCCCACCAGAGGCUCCGUGCACGGGAUACAUGUUUGGCAAAGGCAUCUACCUCGCGGACGUCUGCACGAAGUCGGCAAGCUACUGCCACGCGGCGGCAGACACGAACGUUGGUCUCAUGCUGCUGUGUGAGGCCGCGCUGGGGAAGCAGAGCAGCCUCACUGCAGCGGCGUACAUGGAGAAGCCAAUGCCGGGGACCGACGCGACAAAAGGUGUGGGGAGCUACUUCCCUGAUCCAGCUGGCGCAGAGGUGGUGGAUGGCGUGCUGUGGCCGAAAGGACGCGUGAAGCAGGAAGCGAUUGCCUCCUCGCUGAUAUACCCCGAACACAUCAUCUAUAACGUUGCCCAGUGCAAAAUGAGCUACCUGGUUCAAGUGAAGAUUUGCCGUUAG
Messenger RNA from Trypanosoma conorhini, 1731 nucleotides. Its product is annotated as putative poly(ADP-ribose) polymerase. The annotation marks the transcript as partial. Gene Ontology annotation, molecular function: NAD+ poly-ADP-ribosyltransferase activity. NCBI's taxonomy places the organism in Eukaryota, Euglenozoa, Kinetoplastea, Trypanosomatida, Trypanosomatidae. The record is from RefSeq and is a predicted model, not a curated record. The transcript has a single exon.